This is a messenger RNA of Culicoides brevitarsis, 2463 nucleotides long. Its product is annotated as dynein regulatory complex protein 11. Bases 1 to 2463 code for a protein of 820 amino acids. Gene Ontology annotation, molecular function: ATP binding; protein binding; ATP hydrolysis activity. The transcript has a single exon. Lineage: Eukaryota; Metazoa; Arthropoda; Insecta; Diptera; Ceratopogonidae. The record is from RefSeq and is a predicted model, not a curated record.
AUGUCGAACCAAACGUACAACUAUUUGUGGCACAAAACCCAACAAGAGCUCGAGAAAAAUGCCGUUUCUGACUUUGACUAUCAGCAACUCGAACCGCAAGCGGAUCGCCAUUCCGUUCAAGUCACCGUCUUCGAAAUUUACGCAAAAUAUGUCACAAUUUCGAACCGUUUGGAGGAAAUUUACGACCAAAUGCUUCAACCGCAAAAACGAACGCUCAUCCGAAAGCUGCUGGAUUCCUGUUUAGGACGCGUUGUCGAACUAAAACACGAUCUCGUACUCCUCGACAUCUCCGAAUUCAGUUACAACGACGAAAUUUUGGAAAAACUAAAACUCACGCCACUCGAUUUGGAAGUCCGUAUCCCUCGUUACUUCAUCCGAGAACGUGCCACGGAGAUAAAUGAACGAAAACGCUUCAUGGAUGAGAUUUUAAAACGCGUUGGGUUCCUCGACGAGCAAGAAGACGAAGAGGAAAUGACUGAAAUGGACGCGAUUCGAAUCAUUCAGAUGCACGAACGAGCGAGACAAGGUCGACUUCGUGCCCAAUUCAUGAAAGAAAUUAAAUUUCUCAAGGAAAAGGGCAAGCCUGACAGUGCAAAAGAUCGCGCGGAAACAGGACUCAUGGCAGCACUGCGAAUUCAGAAAAUGUGGCGUGGGUUUGCGACGCGACGUCAAACGAGACAGCGAAAAAUGCGGGAAAUGGUGUUGAUUGGCAUGAUUCCGCCGCCGCCAACGACGAAACAGGAAAAACCCGUGGAUGAAGUCGAAAUUGCGCGACAAAAUCGGUAUCGGCUGCAAGAAAAGUACCAACUGGACUAUGAAAAUUCGUUGCGUGACGUCAAAGAUGAGAUCAGUACGAAGCAAGGAGCGCAAAUGAAGGAAAAUAUCGCAGAUGAAAUCAGAAAUUGGUUCAAGGAAUACAAUCGACGUACGGGAAAGUUCCCCGAAUUUCCCGCUGAAGAGCUUGGAGGCUCACGACAUCUUUUAUCGCGACAAGGAACUGAAAGUGAGGUUAGUCGAUCAUCAGCUUUAUCAUCAAAAGACUCAAAAAAAGACAAAAACGCCAAAGGAAAGGAUGGAAAACCUCAAAUUAAGUCAGGAGACAUCAACAUGGAAGACUCUAUCGAAGCAAAAUUCAAACCAGGCUUGUCGAUGUUCCUGCCCGAGAUGAAAGUCGGCAUCGACGAGUACAACGAAGUAUGGAAAAACAAAGACGAGUCAAAUAACUUCAAACAAACGCAUUACGAGGACAUGGUAUUUUCCGACAAAUACUCAGAAAUAGAAAACGAGUUACGCAGAAUUGUCGACGACAUCAUGCGAAACGAACUGGAUUUAUUACAAGCAGCUUUAGAUAAAGAUCGUGCCGCCAAGGGCAAGAAAACAAAAAAAGGCGCCAAAAAAGCGCGUCGCGGCGGGAAAAAAGGUAAAAAGAAGAAGGAAAAAGAUUUGACGCCAGAUCGCACAACGGAAUCCUUAUUCGAGGAGCUUGUCAUGAACGGAAUAAUUCGAAAAUAUCCCGAAACCCCCAUAAACACGUAUCUCGGAGAUCCCUCGUACACCGCAAGAACCAGCUUGAAUCCAACUCCGGGCGAUAUUCGGUCCGUUUUGAUCCAACAUUGCGUUUUGCCACUCGGUUCGGAGCAGAUUCGACAAUUUGCGCCUUGCAUCAAGUCAGUUUUGCUCGCGGGACCCAAGGGUUCGGGCAAGAGAACUCUCGUAAAUGCCAUUUGUACGGAAGUUGGGGCGGUUUUAUUCGAUCUUAGUCCCGCGAAUAUCGUUGGAAAGUAUCCCGGCAAAUCCGGACUUAUCAUGUUGAUGCAUUUAAUAUCAAAAGUGACGAGAUUACUUCAACCUGCCGUUAUUUAUUUCGGAGAUGCGGAGAAACCUUUCAUGAAAAAGGUCCCAAAAACCGAUCGAACAGAUCCAAAAAGGUUGAAAAAAGACUUACCCAAGUUAAUUAAGAAUAUAAGUCCGGAGGAUCGGGUUAUUUUGAUCGGAACGACGCAAUUUCCAUGGGAAGCGGAUCAAAAAGCGCUUCAACAAACGUAUAAUCGGUUCAUUUAUCUGCCAAGACCGGAUUACGGAACACUUUCGUUCACGUGGAAAGAGUUGCUGAGUCAAUACAGCGGCGUGCAUCGACAAUUCGACACGGGAAUUAUGGCAAAAAUUUCCGACGGAUAUACCGUUGGUGCGAUUGUCAAAACGAUCCAAGAAGUAAUUACCUGUAAACGAAUGCUGCAACUUCGCGUUCAGCCAUUAACGCAUGUCGAGCUCAUCAAUGCCCUCAGUUCGAAGGAACCUGUCUACAAAGAGGAAGAAGAUGCUUUUAAUCAAUGGUGGGCUCGAACACCCCUCGGAAGACGUCGUCAGAAGGCAAAUGAGCAGGAAAGUGAAACGCGAACCAUUGAGAAGGAACCGACAAAUGGCGCUCCGGCGAAACCUAAGGGGAAAGGAAAGAAGAAGUAA